Messenger RNA from Seminavis robusta, 2508 nucleotides. NCBI's taxonomy places the organism in Eukaryota, Bacillariophyta, Bacillariophyceae, Naviculales, Naviculaceae. The record is from the annotation of a GenBank genome assembly.
AAGGUGGACCGGGCUUUGGAUCGCCCACACCCAUGGUGUCACUAGGAUUCUCCAAGGAGGCAUCGUGGGCAGCAUCGGCCAUGGAUCAAGGAUACAAUCGCAUUGUCUUGAUGGAUCAACGGGGGACCGGACGAUCGACACCUCUGACCAAGCAAACAUUGGAAUUGCAAUUCCCAGACUUGUUUCUGUUGGACGAAGCAAAGGAGGGAGAGCCAUCGGAAGAAGUGACUGCCAAAGUAGAACAGGCCGCCAAGGAAGUCACCGAUUACAUGUCCAAGUUCCGAGCGGAUAAUAUUGUAAAGGAUGCCGAAGACAUCAAGGAGGCACUCAUGAUGCCAGCGGACGAACCAGUGACGGAACCACGACCCUGGGGUCUCUCCAUGGGACAAUCGUUUGGAGGGUUCUGUACCAUGACCUACCUUUCCACCAUUGAGCAUCCACCCCGAAUUUGUUUGCUCACGGGAGGAAUUGCGCCCAUGUUGACCCCUGCCUUUGAUGCCUACACAUCGCUUUGGAAGACCUGCCAAGAGCGAAACCUGAGAUACUACGAAAUGUACCCUGGAGAUAUUCGUCGGGUCAAGCAAAUUGUGCAGUCCUUGUUGAAGCAACCGAUGAAACUGCCUUCUGGGGGGACCUUGACAGCAAGGCGUUUCUUAAUGCUGGGAAUUGCCCUAGGUGGAUCACCUUCAGCUUUUGCUACAUUUCAUUCCAUGAUCGCAACAGCCACACUGUCGGAUGAUACUGUCGUGUUUACAAGGGCAUUUCUAAAGUACAUGGAUUCGGCACAGAGCUUUGAUGACCACCCAAUCUACUUUUGGUUACAUGAGAGCAUUUAUGGAGAUGGAUCGGACAGGAACUCCCCCACGAACUGGGCUGCUCACAGGGCUUACGAGGCCCUUGCUGCCAGUAACAAGGAAUUCGAUUACCAAUACACUAGUUCCCAAGUGGACGAUGAUUCGCAACCCACGCUCUUCUUUGGAGAGCAUGUGUUCCCGUUUAUGCCGGAGGACUUUGCGGAGCUGUCCGGGGUGGGUCUGACCAAAGUAGCCAACAAUCUGGCCAGUAAAACCGAUUGGGGCCCUUUGUAUGAUGGAGAACACAUGCGCAAGGUUCUGAGCAAUGGGAGUUGCAAAGCGGCUGCUGCAGUCUAUCAUGAAGACAUGUACGUCGAUUUUGAUGCGGCAAUGAAAGUGGCAAAACGAGGUGCCCCCCUGGAGAAGUGCAAGCUAUGGGUUAGCAAUGAGUAUCAACAUUCGGGUCUACGCGACAAUGGAGCCAACAUAUUUGAAAAGCUAUAUGGAAUGGCUACCGGUGGGAUUCGGACUCCCAGUUAGCGGUGUUGUAAUUGACAACAAAGCUUUACGAAACCCCUAGCCUUUAUUAUAGCUAGGUUUUGCAUGCGCAACUUGAUGUUGGCAUGGUCUGAUUUGAGGCAGCAGCAGUUGCUUCCAGCACUGGAACCAGUGGGGGUGCCGCCACCCCCGUAGCUACUGAUAGUGCGCCUAGGUACCCCACGGUGACAGAUUCAGUUGAAACAUCUAGCAUUGUGUGCCACUAUUGGCGACGCAAAAACUUCCUCUGGAAGAAACUAGUACCGUACACAAAGUAUCUAUCAUCGAUGUGGAACAACGAAGGCCAACAGCCGCAACUACUUUCCUCUUGCUGCCCGGCCUUCCGGUGUUUCCAUCUUUCUCUGUCUAACAAUUUUCCAAGCAAACAAACCUUCCUUUCUUUGUGUGUCAGCCCUCCUGUCAUGUGAAUUGCAAAGAUCCUUCACAGAGAAUCCAGCUACCGUAGUCCCUCCUCUCUCUUAGCACAGCAAUAAUGCAAAUUGAUGGAUUGUUUCAAAUACUUUCUCUUUCGUCUCGGAUAUAGUAGAUUUGCCUACAACAUUGCCAUCACCACACCUGCCAAACCAACCACAGCAGCUAUUUGCACCUUGAAUGUGGAAGCCAAAAUGUCUGUUGCCCCACUGCCAGGGGCGCUUGUUGGAGACUCGUCGGUCUCAACAGCUGCCGCUGGAAUCGGCGUGGGUGCGGGAGCAAACGUCUGUCCUAAAACUUGAGUCAAAACUUGGGUAGUCGGACCCUGGGUUCCCUCUUGGCUUUCUGGAUCUGGGGUCACCUGUGGAUUUCCCCCGGCUGGUACAGUUUCAGGAGGCAGAGUCAUGAUUUCACCUGGAGUAAUGUUCAUGACUUCACCCGGAUCGACCAUGGUCGUGUUGUCUUGUGCCGUUGCUGCUGCCAAGAGAAAAAGCAUGACCAAGCUGGCCUUGAAGGCUUCAACACAAGAAAACAUCAUGGUGGUGGGAUGCAAGUCGUUGCGGCGCUAUUUCGGACAAAGAAGUGAAACAACCAAGGUCUCCCCCAGGAAACCCCCCAAGCGGUGGUAUUGGAAGGAAACCAAAUUUUCGGAAGUCAUCAUUCCCACAAUUUUGGCCAAGAUCUCUGGCGAAUGAUGGUGGAAUUCCAUAGAAUUUAUGCUUUUAAGAAAACGAAGUGUUUCGGG